AUGGCAGCUAAACAUACUAAAAAGGCAUUCAGGGAUGCUUUCAGUGCAAGAGACGAGUCGUCGGACUCUGCUGGCGAUUUCAGCGAUAGCGAAACGGAGAGAGUGAUACCGCAAGCUAAAUCCAACCAAAAGGCUGAACCAAUCUCGGAUGACGAAGAUGAUUUCCAAGACGACGAAGAAUCUGAUGACGGAGACUUCUAUAAGACUAAAAAGAAACCAAGUGGACUCGAUAGGUUUCAGGACGAAGAAGAAGAAGAAGAAGAAGACGAUGAAGAAGAAGAAGAUGAUGAUGAAGUCCCCAAUGAAGAAAUGAAAGACCCAACAUCUGCUAGCGGGAUGGUUGCUAAAGAAGCCAAAAGAAACCGUAGAUUGAAAAAGUUAACUCCUGAACAACUUGAAAAAGAACAAAAGAAAAUCAAAAAAACCGGGGUUUGUUAUUUAUCUAGUAUUCCACCAUAUAUGAAACCUUCUAAGCUACGUUCAGUGCUUUCACGUUUUGGUAAAAUAGAUCGAUUAUUUUUGAAACCUGAAGAUAGUAUUGUUUAUCAUAAAAGAGUUAAAUACGGUGGUAAUAAAAAGAAAAACUUUACCGAAGGUUGGGUAGAGUUUGUUAAUAAAAAAGAUGCAAAAUUAUGCUCUAGUACUUUAAAUGGUAAUAAAUUAGGUGGGAAAAAAACUUCAUAUUAUUAUGAUGAUAUAAUAAAUAUUAAAUAUUUAUCAGGAUUCAAAUGGUUUGAUUUAACCCAACAAAUUGCUAAAGAAAAUGAAAUUAGACAAUCUAAAUUAACCUUAGAAUUAUCUCAACAAUCUAAACUUAACAAGACUUUCAUUAAUAACGUUGAAAAAUCUAAAAUGAUUUCGAAUAUUCAAAAGAAAAGAAAAGCCAAACAGGAAGCUAAAGGCGAUAAAUCAAAUGAUAAAUCGAAUGAUGAACAAAUCAGAAGAACUUUCAAACAACGUAAAAUUACUAGUACGAGAGCUGAUGCCAAUGAUGACUUGAAAGAAAAGGCUAAACCAAAUGACAAAUUAAACGAUGUCUUAUCAAGAGUUUUUUAA
Hyphopichia burtonii NRRL Y-1933 is the source of this 1056-nucleotide messenger RNA. RefSeq names its product RNA-binding ATPase activator. The record is from RefSeq and is a predicted model, not a curated record. The coding region runs from base 1 to 1056 and encodes 351 amino acids. Gene Ontology annotation, cellular component: nucleolus. Gene Ontology annotation, molecular function: RNA binding. The transcript has a single exon. Gene Ontology annotation, biological process: small-subunit processome assembly; endonucleolytic cleavage in 5'-ETS of tricistronic rRNA transcript (SSU-rRNA, 5.8S rRNA, LSU-rRNA); endonucleolytic cleavage to generate mature 5'-end of SSU-rRNA from (SSU-rRNA, 5.8S rRNA, LSU-rRNA). Lineage: Eukaryota; Fungi; Ascomycota; Pichiomycetes; Serinales; Debaryomycetaceae.